Molecule: messenger RNA, 3401 nt
Organism: Miniopterus natalensis
Lineage: Eukaryota; Metazoa; Chordata; Mammalia; Chiroptera; Miniopteridae
Gene: TMEM184B
Product: transmembrane protein 184B
Source: RefSeq, a predicted model, not a curated record
GGGCUCCUGAGGCCAGCACGUCGCUUACUCCCAGGGUUUCUCUCAGGGAGCCCCCUGCUGCCGGGUACCAUGACGGUGAGGGGGGCCGCACUGGCCCCGGAUCCAAUGUCUCCCACGACUGUAGCAGCCUCGCCCAGUGUCUCCGAGAUCCCUGAGGGCAGCCCCACAGCCAUGGAACAGCCUGUGUUCCUGAUGACAACUGCAGCUCAGGCCAUCUCCGGUUUCUUUGUUUGGACAGCUCUGCUCAUCACCUGCCACCAGAUCUACAUGCACCUGCGCUGCUACAGCUGCCCCAAUGAGCAGCGCUACAUUGUGCGCAUCCUCUUCAUCGUGCCCAUCUACGCCUUCGACUCCUGGCUCAGCCUCCUCUUCUUCACCAACGACCAGUACUACGUGUACUUCGGCACCGUGCGUGACUGCUACGAGGCCUUGGUCAUCUACAAUUUCCUAAGCCUAUGUUAUGAAUACCUCGGGGGAGAAAGUUCCAUCAUGUCAGAGAUCAGAGGGAAGCCCAUCGAGUCCAGCUGUGUGUAUGGCACGUGUUGCCUCUGGGGAAAGACCUACUCCAUUGGAUUCCUGCGGUUCUGUAAGCAGGCCACCCUGCAGUUCUGUGUGGUGAAGCCACUCAUGGCUGUCAGCACCGUGAUCCUCCAGGCCUUUGGCAAGUACCGGGACGGUGACUUUGACGUCGCUAGCGGCUACCUGUACGUGACCAUCAUCUACAACGUGUCAGUCAGCCUAGCCCUCUACGCCCUCUUCCUGUUCUACUUCGCCACGCGGGAGCUGCUCAGCCCCUACAGCCCGGUCCUCAAGUUCUUCAUGGUCAAGUCUGUUAUCUUCCUCUCCUUCUGGCAAGGCAUGCUCCUGGCCAUCCUGGAGAAGUGCGGGGCCAUCCCCAAGAUCCACUCAGCCCGUGUGUCAGUGGGCGAGGGCACCGUGGCAGCCGGCUACCAGGACUUCAUCAUCUGCGUGGAGAUGUUCUUCGCAGCUCUUGCCCUGCGGCACGCCUUCACCUACAAGGUCUAUGCUGACAAGAGACUGGAUGCGCAAGGCCGCUGCGCCCCCAUGAAGAGCAUCUCCAGCAGCCUCAAGGAGACCAUGAACCCACACGACAUUGUGCAGGACGCCAUCCACAACUUCUCGCCUGCUUACCAGCAGUACACGCAGCAGUCCACCCUGGAGCCAGGGCCCACCUGGCAUGGCGGCGCCCACGGCCUCUCGCGCUCCCACAGCCUCAGUGGUGCCCGAGACAACGAGAAGACGCUCUUGCUCAGCUCUGAUGAUGAGUUUUAAGUGCAGCUGUUGCUGGGGAAGGAUUGGCACCUUGGCCCAGGGCAGGGUGUGCUCCCUCCAGCCUCAUGUCUAGGCCAGGAGGCAGGUGGCACAGCUUUGGCAUUGCCCUUUAAUUUAUUGGACCAGAGACACACAUAUCACUGUCUACCCAGAGGACAGCCCGGGCUCACCCUGGAACCUUCAGGAAUAUUUAUACAAGGCCAAGCCUGCAUUGCCUGGCAAGGAGCAGGGGACACUGGGAGCGAUUCCCAUGCCCCUGCAGCUCGUCCUGCGGUGGCGGCAUGUUGGGACCAGCCAUGCCCCAGACCCAGAUGCUUAUGUUGUGGACCAACAGCCACAGCUCUGUCCCCAGGUCACUGCCCUCCCCCAUGAGAUCUUCAGCCCCACCCCCCAAACCGUGCAAUACAGCUCUUCCCGCCUACUUCCUCCUGUUCCACUUGUCCGAUGCUAGAUUACCCUCAUCUGAGCAGGAGGAGGGAGGGAACAUGGAAGCUCUCUGGGACCCCCUCCUGACCCAGGCCUGCCUGGCAUGCUGCAAGGAUCAGAGCCAGAUACCAAGAGCCGCCUGUCCCACCAGGAAGGGUGCUCAGGUGCCUCUGGGCCCCUGCCUGUUGAUGUGGCCUCUCCAAAUGGGGUCCCUGAGCUCCGGGCGUCCUCUCUGGCUGCACCUGUCUCGCGCUCCUUCCUCCUGGCCUGCUGAGGACAGCCAGCAGCCCACACUGCCCCUCACCUGGGGUCUGUCUUGGGAGCAUUUUUGGGCAGAGCCCUUAAUGCCUGGCUGCUCAGAGGGUCAAGGGCUCCCACUUCCUUCCCAGGCUGAGCGAUCAGAACCUUUGCUGGGUCCUGGUCUCUCGCUGGGGCUUCUCCCUCCCAUUUCAGGGAAAGAGUCUGAGUCUCCACGUUUCACACGAGCUCCCAGAGGACACGGUUCUGUGGGAGGAAAGACAAAGGGCGAGGGCCCGCUGCAGCGGGCCCUGGCGCCACGUCCACGCAGGGCCUGGGGUCCUGCCUCAGCUGGCCCCAGCCCGUCUCUUCUGUGCCUUAGUCACAUAUGAAAGUCCCCCUGGCCCUCAGUCUAUCCCAGUCAUUCCCUGGGGGCUCCCUGCAAAGCUCCUGGCACUCAGAGGAUCCUGCAGUGCUGGGCCAAGCGCCCUUGGACAGGCCUCGGGGGUGGCCAGGACCUCAGUCCCCUCCCCUCGCCCACCUCCGCACCCCUAUACCUGGAGCCUCCCAGGGCCAGAGCCCCCAUGCCACUGGGCUUACAUCGGCCACUGUCUUAGGAAGUCUCUUGAUGGACACUGCUUGUUUGUGCAGGCAGAGCGCCCCGUCCCCAGACAGCACUUGGGUUUGGGCUGCAGCAGCCUGGGGAAGGGGCAGGGUUUGGGCGAAGGUCCCUGCCCUGCGGCUUCAGAGCUUCCCUGUGGAAUCUUUCCUUCUGGCCACUCCUGGAAUGAACUGUGUCGAGGGUUGGGUGGGGGUUCUGUCCUGUCAGCCUUUCCAGGCACUUGACCCUUGUGACCAAGCCAGCACUCUGGGGGAGACAGGCCUGCUUGUGGGGUACUGGAGGCUGCUUUUGGGCCCCUGUCUGGUAGGCUUGGCCAGCCAGUGCCAAGCUGCCUGGGAAGGCAGCAGGCUGGUGCCGGCUGUCUGAGAACGAGCUCUGUGCCCACUCCCCGCAUUUCCCUUCACAAAUCUUUCUCUGAUUCUCCUUCCAGGCCAAAGUGUGCGGCUGACUCCCUGCCCCCAGUCUCUGCCCUGCAGCUCAGUGGCAGGGAGCCAGCAGCCCCUGGAGAGAUGGGGGCUGGGAACUCGUGCCUGACCAUGCCACCUACUUCCUAGGAUUUGUAACCUACCUUGCCUUUUUUUUUUUUUUAAUUUUUUUCCCUAUAGAGUAGCUCUUUGUACAUAAAAAAUACUUGAAAAAUUAAUUGUAUGAUGUAUGAGAAGACAGAGCCCCUAGUUUUGUAUCUCGUGUAUGACUGCCGUGAGUCCCACCAGAAAGUUGCUCUAUUUUGGUCUCUGUGACAUUUUAAAUGCGUGACAGAAGUGAGCAAAUAAGGUGAGAAAGAAAUAUAUAUAUGAGAUAAUAUAGAUUGUAUUGAAAUCUC